AUGUUCUUCCUAUACAAUCUUGAGCGUCAGGUCACCCUGCAUCCAUCAUACUUUGGUCGGAAUAUGCAUGAACUUGUGACAGGCAAGCUUUUGAAGGAUGUAGAAGGAACUUGCACGGGCCGAUACUUUAUUAUCACAAUCAUGGAUGCCUUUAAUAUCUCUGAAGGACGUAUCCUUCCAGGUAGCGGAUUGGCGGAGUUCACGGUUGGAUAUCGCGCUGUUGUCUGGAGACCAUUCAAGGGAGAGACUGUCGAUGCGAUUGUCACUUCAGUCAACCAGGUUGGCUUCUUUGCUGAUGCUGGUCCCCUUCCACUCUUUGUCUCUGCGCAUCUCAUUCCCCCUGAUAUCAAGUUUGAUCCCAAUGCUACUCCACCUCAAUUCACAAACAAUGAGGACUCGGUCAUCGAAGUCGGCACUCAUGUUCGUGUUAAAUUGAUUGGUACGAGAGCAGAGGUUGGCGGCAUGUAUGCCAUUGCUAGCAUCAAAGAAGACUAUCUUGGGUAUUGA
Messenger RNA from Mollisia scopiformis, 507 nucleotides. RefSeq lists its product as uncharacterized. Gene Ontology annotation, cellular component: RNA polymerase II, core complex; P-body. The record is from RefSeq and is a predicted model, not a curated record. Gene Ontology annotation, biological process: DNA-templated transcription; positive regulation of nuclear-transcribed mRNA poly(A) tail shortening; positive regulation of translational initiation. The transcript has 3 exons. The coding region runs from base 1 to 507 and encodes 168 amino acids. Gene Ontology annotation, molecular function: single-stranded RNA binding; translation initiation factor binding; single-stranded DNA binding. NCBI's taxonomy places the organism in Eukaryota, Fungi, Ascomycota, Leotiomycetes, Helotiales, Mollisiaceae.